AUGUUAGAAAAUCAAAUAAUAGAACGUAAAGCCAUUGAUUCUUUUGGAAUUCUUGGUUCACUCUAUGAUGGAAAUCAAGAUCAAAUUAUCAAACAACAUUAUAUCAAUUCAUCAAUACAAUCAUCAGAAUUAUCUCAUUUAUCUUCUUGUAUAAUCGAAAAAGGUCAUAUAAAUAAAAAUUUUAAUCUUCUACAAUUUAUUGGAAUUCAAGAUGAAUUAAGACUUCAUUUAUUAUUAAAUCUAGCUAAACGUGUUGGUAUAGCUUCAAUUUUAAAUUAUUCACGUCGAAUAAAUGAAUAUACACGUUUUCUAUAUUUCUCAUCGAUAAUACGAAAAGAACAAAUAAUUAUAACAUUAGAACAAAUUCAACAAUUAAUUUUAUCUUCAAAUUUAGAUUUAAAUGCUACUCAUAUUAUUCGAAUGAUAGAUUUUGGUAUUGAAUUUAUUGCUAUUUUACAAUUACCCUAUGAAAUUAAUGUUACACAACAAAUUGAUAAUAUACUUGAUAAAAUUCGUUUAAUACUUUUAAAUAAUAGUGAUAAUAAUACAUUAAUAUUAACUAACGAAGAAGAAACUAUACUUGAAAAAUUAAUUAAUAUAACAACUUAUUCAAAUAUAUCUUCAUUGAUGACUGUAAAUCGAGUUUCAGAUAUAUUCUAUCAAAUAAAUCGAUUAAAAAUGAAUUCUAAUCAUUGUCAUCCAUUAACAUAUUAUCUUCAAUCAAUUGAUAAUUUAGAAUCUCCAUAUUCAUCAAAAAAUAUUCUAUUAAAAAUAUUAUCUGCAGACAAUUGUAAACAAAUUGAAGAAUAUAUUUUACAAUUUCGAAUACCAAUGAAAUAUUUAGAAGCAUCAGUCAAUCAACAUAUGCCAAAUUAUUUAUAUGGACAUCUUCAAAAUCGAAUUUAUCAUGUUCGUCAACAAUAUUCUAUUCUUAAAGAUAUUUAUAUGAAAAAAAUUCAUCAAUUAACUAAAUUAUUAACUAUUGCUGAUAAAGAUCAAUUUAAUAUGUCGAUAAUUUUUCAAGAAUUAAAUUUUAAUGAACAAAAUUCUAUUAAUCAAUUAUUAAAAGAUGUUUAUGAUUUAGAAAAUGAAAUACAAAUAGAAAAUAAUUUACGUAAAAAACAAUUAAAUGAUGACAAAAUAUCAGAACAAGAUUUGGAUGAAAAUGAUAAUUUUCUUAAUACAAAUUCUACAGCUAAUAUAACUUCGGAUUAUGAUCCGGAUGGUGAUGAUACUUCUUCACAAUCAUCAAAUAAUACUAAUGAUAAUGAAAUCGAUCAGACAACACUUUCCGAUGAUUCAUUUAUAGAAAAUGACUUACCAAUUUCUAAUGAAAUAAUAAAUAUUUUACUUCUUGGUGAAACAGGUGUUGGAAAAUCAACAUUUAUUAAUUCUUUAGUAAAUUAUUUACAUUUCAAUAGAUUAGAUCAAGCUCAAUCAAAUAAACCAAUUGCAAUAAUUCCUGUUUCAUUUCUUCUCAAUAACGAUGAACAAUUAAUUGAAUAUAAUGAUUUAAAUGAAUCAACUAAUGAAAAUUUUAAUUAUUCUGGUCAAUCAGUAACACAACAAUGUAAAUCCUAUAUAUUUCAUCUUUAUAAUGGAAAUAAAUUAUGUAUUAUUGAUACACCUGGUUUUGGUGAUGUAAGAGGUAUUGAUCAAGAUAAUUUUAAUAUGGAACAUAUUUUAAAAUAUAUUAAUAAUUUAACACAUAUAAAUGCAAUUUGUUUUCUUUGUAAACCAAAUCUAGUAAAAUUAAAUCAAUAUUUUCAAUCAUGUUUUGUACAAUUAUUUGAUUUUUUUGGAAAAAAUAUUUCCGAAAAUUUUAUAUUUUGUUUUACUAAUACACGUUCAACAUCGUAUACUCCUGAUGAUACAAUAUCAUUAUUUCAACCAAUAUUUGAUUUAUUUUCAUUGGAUGAUAUUUCAUUACAAAAAGAGAAUAUAUUUUGUUUUGAUAAUGAAUCGUUUCGUUAUUUAAUUGCUCUGCAAAAUGAUAUUUCAUUUAAUAAUAAUGAUAUAGUUCAAUAUGAAAAUAGUUGGAAAACAUCAACAAAGGAAUCAAAUCGUUUGAUUAAAUAUAUUUGUACAGGACUUAAUUCAUAUUCUUUACAAAAUCGAUGUCAAUCUAUAAAACAUGCACAAUUUCAAAUUUUACAUCUCAUUCGUCCAAUAUUAGAAACAAUAAGAAAUAUAUUUCGAAAUAUAACUUUAUGGAAUAUUGAAUCUCCAAAUCAAUCAAUUGAAUUAUAUUCAACAGUUAUUCAUCAUUUAGUCUAUAGUUGUCUGUCAUGUAAUCCAAAGAUAAUUAAAAUUGGAAAUUUUGGAAUAAUAAAUGAUUUUCCACAUGAAAUGCAAAAUAAAUGUCAAACUUGUCAAUGUUCGCCUAAUCGACAUAUUCAAAUUGAAUAUUUACUUAAUUAUAAAUUAUUAAAUCGUCCAUCAAAAAAUAAAAUAAGUGAAAUGAAAGAACAAUUAUUAAUUCUACGAAAUGCAUCUGUUCAAUUUGCUUAUUUUCUUAAAAAUAUUGCGUAUUGUACGAAAGAAAAUGUAAUUUUAGUUAAUUUAAUACGUAUGAUAGAACAAGAAACAUAUAUUUGUCGUCAUUCUCAAACAAAUUAUCUUAAUGUACAGUUAAUUAAAGAAUUAACUCAAUGGAAACAAAAAUAUGAAGAAUAUUUCAAUGAAAUUAUAAUGAAGAAUAUGCAUAAUGAUCUUGGUAUUAUUUAUGAAUCAAUUGAAAAAGUAGAAAAUAUUUUAAUAAUUAAAGAACAACUUGAUGCUAUCAAAAUGGGUCAAGAAAUAAUGAUGAAACAACAUGAAAUUCAAGCAAUGCAAAUUUAA
Molecule: messenger RNA, 2841 nt
Organism: Adineta steineri
Lineage: Eukaryota; Metazoa; Rotifera; Eurotatoria; Adinetida; Adinetidae
Source: the annotation of a GenBank genome assembly